AUGGGUAGCCUCCCGCCAGCAAGGGUGCUAGCGACGCGACCAUUCUGCUUUGUCGGCGUGGAUUACGCCGGUCCAUUGAAGAUCAAGGCGACGUGCAUCCGAGGAGUCAAGGUGACAAAGGGCUACAUAGCGGUGUACGUGUGCCUAUCCACGCGUGCCGUACAUCUUGAAGCAGCAGGCGACAUGACUACCAACACAUUUCUCGGCACGUUAAAGCGUUUUAUAUCUCGGCGUGGAUACCCAACUGAGAUUUGGUCAGACAAUGGGACCAAUUUCAUUGGCGCUGACCGCACACUGCAAGAACUUCUUGAGCAAGUGCGUGCCCACGAUAAGGAAGCAAGUCGGUUUCUGUCGAACAUCGGGAUCAAGUGGACGUUUAUCCCGCCGUCCGCGCCCCAUAUGGGCGGUAUAUGGGAAGCCGCCGUAAAAAGUGCGAAGUGGCAUCUAGUGGCAGAACUCGGAACCGAAGCGUUGACAUUUGAGGACUUGUCGACAAUUCUCUGCCAAACUGAAGCGUGCCUAAAUUCCAGGCCCAUCUGUGCUAUGUCGACCGAUCCGGACAAACCAGAUUUGAAGAAAGUACCAGCCAACCGGUUGGAACAGUGGCAGCAAAUACAGCAGAAGACAGCCAUCAUAUGGAAUCGUUGGAAGGACGAGUAUCUUUCGAGUCUCCAGCCACGGGCCAAGUGGCGAACUACCAAGCCAAACGUUCAAGUGGAUCAGCUAGUAUUGGUAAAAAAUGACAAUGCUCCGCCUGCCCAAUGGGAGCUGGCCAGGGUGGUGCAGGUACAUGCCGAUCCGACAGGCAUAGUACGAACAGUGACUUGCGACGAGGACAAGCUCUAUACCAAUGACCAAUCCACAAGCUAUGCAUUCUACCAUCUGCUUGAGCCCAGCGGCCUCAGGGCGGGGAGGAUAUCAUCCAGCGUAACAGGUUCGUAUGCCUCGACUGAGCAGACGUUCUGA
Molecule: messenger RNA, 966 nt
Organism: Aedes albopictus (Asian tiger mosquito)
Lineage: Eukaryota; Metazoa; Arthropoda; Insecta; Diptera; Culicidae
Exons: 3
Coding region: 1-966 (321 amino acids)
Biological process (GO): DNA integration
Molecular function (GO): nucleic acid binding
Source: RefSeq, a predicted model, not a curated record